Messenger RNA from Scylla paramamosain (green mud crab), 2169 nucleotides. RefSeq lists its product as uncharacterized. The coding region runs from base 249 to 929 and encodes 226 amino acids. The transcript is spliced from 7 exons. The record is from RefSeq and is a predicted model, not a curated record. NCBI's taxonomy places the organism in Eukaryota, Metazoa, Arthropoda, Malacostraca, Decapoda, Portunidae.
GUUCGGGUGUGUUUUGUGUGGAUACGGGUGAGUUUUGGGUGCGUUUGUGGGUAUUUUAGGACAGUCUGGGUGUGUUUUGGGGUGUUUUAAGUGUGUUUUGGGCCGUUUUCAGUGUUUUGGGAUGUUUUAAGUGUGUUUUGGGAUGUUGUGGAUGAGUUUGAGUGUGUUUUGGGUAGGUACGGUGUGUUUUGGAUGCGUUUUAAGUCAAUUUGGGUGAGUUUUGGAGUAUUUUAAGUGUGUUUGGGGAUAUGGCAGUACAGGCCGCGGACAUCAAAGAGAAGAAGAACACGCGGACAAGCAAGGUGGUAUUCGGCAGUCUGAUCCUGGACCUGCUCGGCUUCACGGUGGUGCUGCCUCUGUCUCCUGCUCUCCUCGACUAUUACUCCAAGCACGACUCCAUUGACUUGUAUUCCUCUCUGCUCUCCUGUGUUACUUAUUACCAGCAUAUCAUCGGCGUCCCUGCGAGAACAAUGGCAACCCUCCGAUCCUGCAAGCAAGUUGGCGGCAGCGAUGGCGGUGGCGGUGGCAGUGGUGGUGAGGUGGAAGGCAGGGACAGAGGGGCAGUACAGGCUGCGGACAUCAAAGAGAAGAAGAACACGCGGACAAGCAAGGUGGUAUUCGGCAGUCUGAUCCUGGACCUGCUCGGCUUCACGGUGGUGCUGCCUCUGUCUCCUGCUCUCCUCGACUAUUACUCCAAGCACGACUCCAGUGGCUUGUAUUCCUCUCUGCUCUCCUGUGUUACUUAUUACCAGCAUAUCAUCGGCGUCCCUGCGAGGUUCCAUUCUGUCUUGUUUGGUGGCACUGAUCGGCGUGGCAUUCAGCGUAGGCUUCACCAUCAGGCCAACUGUGGGGGCCGUGUUCUCCCACUGGUGAAGUACUGGGUGGUUCGCGGCCUCAGCUGUCUACACACUCACUCUUGCUGUGGCUAACAUAAUAUUCUUUGCUGUCUUCUUCCAGGAAUCACUGCCUGAGGGCCUAAUGAUGAUGAUUCCUGCUUUCAUCCUCAUCGGGGCUAGCAAGACCAACCUGGGGCUGUACUCUGGACUGACGCUGUAUGCCAUAGGUUCCUCUAUGAUGGUGCCCUGCCUCACUGCCCUCGCCUCCUGUCACGGCGCGGCCUCUCACAAGGGUACCCUGCUAAACUUGAGAAGGAUAAUCAACACAAAGGUGAUUACAAAGCGUUCAUGGAUGACAUGAUUACAAAGGGUUAUGCAGAGGUUGUACCGACAAAGGAUUUAGUUAGGAAUGAUGGUAAGGUCUGGUACAUUAAACAUCAUGGAGUCUAUCAUCCGAGAAAGCCAAAGAAGUUGAGAGUUGUCUUUGACUGUAGUGCAAACUACAGGAACCAGUCAUUAAACAGUCACCUGUUACAAGGCCCAGACCUUACCAACAAACUUAUUGGAGUGUUGUGUAGGUUUAGGCAAGAAAGCAUUGCACUUGUAUGUGAUAUAUAGAAGAACCAUAGAACACAUUAGCAGUCCCUGUACAAAACACACCUGUCAGUUUCCACCUGUCAUCCCUACUACUACUACUACUACUACUACUACUACUACUACUACUACUAAGAACACAAGGGUUAGUGUAGGAAGCCAUCAGGCCUACACGUGGCAGUCCCUGUACAAAACACACCUGUCUGUUUCCACCUGUCAUCCCCACCCGUACCAUUGAUGCUGUCCUUCAAACCUCCCUAUUGACUCAGCACUAACAGCCCCAUUACUGAGUCUGCUCCAGUCACCCACCACUAUUGUGAAGCUGUUUCUUUGCCUUCGUUGUUCGUGAAUCGUGUUGUCUCGUGAACAGAAGAACAAAUUGAAAAAGGUGCUCCUAUUUUCUAUAGUUAUCUCUAAAAUGGUGUUUGUCUUGUCAGUAAACGGUGCUUAGGGUGAAGAAAUAUAUAUUAGCAGAGAAUUAAGAGAUAUUUGAGUUAGAUCUGUGUCAACUAGGAGAGAGAAAAGGAUGGUUAAUUUAAUGUUAUUUUUGGUUAAGAGAGAGAGAGAGAGAGAGAGAGAGAGAAUUUAGUCUUAUUUUCGUUACUAUUGCAUAUUGGACUUAAAAAAUGAGGAGAAAUUAAGAAAAUAUCAAAAGCAUUGAAAUAGAUAGGACAAGAUUUGCUACUGUGAUUUCCUGAGUGACAAUUGUUAUGUAAUAAAACACUUAGAAAGAAAAAAA